AUGGGAAGCGACGCAGACAUCACCGAGGUGGGCAAAGCUGGAAAUGCCCCUACACAGGCGACUUUGGGAUCGCGCGUCAAAGCCCACUACAAGAAAUGGUGGUGGGUUCAUGUCCUUGCAGCGAUUAUCAUUAUCUUGGUUAUCAUUCUGCCAAUCAUCUAUGUCGGCUACCCGAAUAUCGCACAGAGCAGCGUAAACAAGGCAGAUAUGAACGUGAAGAAAAUGUCCAUCAGCGACCCCGACACCGACUCAUUCCAGAUGGACAUGACCGACGAGUUGAAGUCGAGUGGUAGUGAAUCGGCUACGAUCUACCCAUUCGACGCGACAGUCUCGAUGCACGGCGGCUCGCCAUUCUCCACCGUGAACGUGCCGCAGAUGAAGGCUGCGAAUGGGGCCGAGACGCAUAUUAACCAGCGGGUUGAGCUGAGCGACAAGAGUGCUUUUAGCGAUUUUACCAAGGCGGCUGUGAAGAAUGAGGAGGUGAAGAUGAAUAUCUAUGGCAAGCCUUCGUUGAAGGUGGGCGCUUUGCCGAAGGUUUCUGUAGAUUUCAACAAAACUAUUACUGUCAAGGGAAUGAAUGAGAUGAAGGGGUCCAAUGUGACCAACUACGACUUUAAGUUGACGUCUGACUCGAAUGGAAACAACAUGAACGGGACUGUGUAUAUUCCCAAUCCGUCCGUCAUGUCCAUCGAUAUGGGCAACCUCACCCUCGACCUCUCCGUCUCGGGCACCUCCAUCGGGAGUUGCUAUCUCAACAACCUCUCCAUCAAACCCGGCGACAACUACACACCCAUGUCGGCUGCGAUCGACGACAUGGCCGUCGCAAAGAUGCUUCUCAAGUAUCCCGACGGGAUCCUCCCCAUCGACGCAACAGGCAAAUCCGUCACCUACAACGGGAAAAACCUCACCUACUUCACCGACGCCCUAUCUGCGACCACCAUCCGCCUAAAUGUGGAUAUCUACCAGGGAUUGAACCAGUUGCUAAAAACAUCUCUUCGUGACGGCCUAGGCGAUCUGAUAGGUGGUUCAUCGUGA
Molecule: messenger RNA, 1035 nt
Organism: Aspergillus wentii DTO 134E9
Lineage: Eukaryota; Fungi; Ascomycota; Eurotiomycetes; Eurotiales; Aspergillaceae
Product: DUF3712 domain-containing protein
Exons: 3
Coding region: 1-1035 (344 amino acids)
Cellular component (GO): fungal-type vacuole membrane
Source: RefSeq, a predicted model, not a curated record